AUGAAUUUCGAAAAUGCGAAAAUUAGUAUUUUUUAUGGAUCUCAAACUGGAAACGCGCAAGAUCUGGCCGAACGAAUGUGGAGAGAAUCGAAACGAUUUUAUUUUCAGAGUUCUGUGAAAGCCUUGGACGACUAUAAUGUAGCGGAGAUUGUCGACGAACGUUGCGCCCUUUUUGUUUGUUCGACUACGGGACAGGGUGAGGAGCCCGAUAAUAUGAAAAUGUUUUGGAAGUUUUUGCUGAAGAAGAAUUUGCCAGGGGAUUUGCUGCACAAUUUAAAGUGA
Molecule: messenger RNA, 282 nt
Organism: Ceutorhynchus assimilis (cabbage seed weevil)
Lineage: Eukaryota; Metazoa; Arthropoda; Insecta; Coleoptera; Curculionidae
Source: the annotation of a GenBank genome assembly